Molecule: messenger RNA, 2139 nt
Organism: Tachyglossus aculeatus (Australian echidna)
Lineage: Eukaryota; Metazoa; Chordata; Mammalia; Monotremata; Tachyglossidae
Gene: AEN
Product: apoptosis enhancing nuclease
Exons: 5
Coding region: 192-1082 (296 amino acids)
Cellular component (GO): nucleus
Molecular function (GO): nucleic acid binding; exonuclease activity
Source: RefSeq, a predicted model, not a curated record
CCCGGGCGUGUGUCAGGGCCUGGCCGCGCCGGGACCACGUGGAGGCCGGAAAAGGAAGGCGCCAGCGGAGGUGGUCGAUAAGGUCGUUGAGGGACGGAGGAGUUCGUGACUUGCCCGGAUCACCCAGCAGGAGCCAAGUGGAAGCAGCCACAGCGAACCCCCUUACCAGGGACUUGGGUGUUUGGGGCAGGAUGAAGCCAAGGGGAGAUUCUGACCCCCCUCAGACCACGUGCCCGCUCCCCACCAGCCCCAGCCCCGACGCCGGGGAGACCCCACAGAAGCGACACAAGAAGAGGAGCAAGAGGCAUCAGAGGGUCAUGACCCGCAAGGCCCUGCUGGAGCAGCAGCGGGUGCUGAAGCCCCCCCGGCGAGGGGACACCCUCCCGCCGGACACGGUGGAGCCUAGGACAGGACACGGCCAGGCCCGGCCAGGGCCCUCGGGAGGCGCUGCCCCGGACCACCCCCUGCCCUGCAAGUAUGUGGCCAUUGACUGCGAGAUGGUGGGCACGGGCCCCGGUGGGCGGAUGAGCGAGCUGGCACGCUGCUCCGUUGUGAACUACCACGGAGACGUCCUGUACGACAAAUACAUCCAACCCGAGAGGCCCAUAGUGCAGUACCGCACCCGUUGGAGCGGCAUCACCCGGUGGCACAUGCGGGGUGCCACCCCCUUCCAGGAGGCCCGGAAAGAGAUUCUGAAGCUGCUGAGGGGUAAAGUGGUGGUGGGCCACGCCCUGCACAACGAUUUCCGGGUCCUCAAGUACUUCCACCCCCACCACCACACGCGAGACACCAGUAGCAGCCCUCUCCUGGUCCACCGAGCCGGCUUCCACACCCAGGGUCGGCCUUCCCUGAAGAACCUGUCCCUCCAGCUGCUGAACAAGAAAAUCCAGAUGGGCAAGCAUGGUCAUUCGUCGGUGGAGGACGCCACGACAGCCAUGGAGCUGUACCAGCUGGUGCAGGCCGAGUGGGAGCGGGACCUGGCCACCAGCUCCCCGGUGGCCUUGGAAGAUGGCGACCUAGACCCCGAGCACUACCUGGAGGACCAGUACUGGCCGGAGGACCUCAACGAGAGCUACAAAUGAGGGGGGGCCGGGGAAGGAGGAGCAUUCCUCCGGGCCAGACAGGGAUGGUGUUCAGUAGCAUGUCCUGGGCACUGGGACUCUUGUUCCUGACCCUGGCAGGAUAGCUGGGACUCCAGGGCCUAUGGAUCUGGAUGGGCAGGUCUCUCCCUAGCACGUCACAGACCCGAUAGCUGUAUCUUCCAAGCGCCUGCUGUCAGGUAAAGGCGAGCCAAGGUCCUGCAGGCUGCACAAGUGGGACUGUCCCAAGAGGGCAAGGAGGAGAGGGAGGGAUCCGGUUGCCUCUUUGUUCUAAAUCUUAACCGGGCCCAGCUAGUCGUCAGGCUCAGAAUAUUCUCCUGACCACAGUCUAGGGCAUCCCUGCCGUUCACCCCGAGCUUCACUGCCCUUCCGGGGCAGGGCCAAGAGGUGCUGGCCACCCCCUCGAAGCCUCCAGCAAGACCAUUUCCACCCAGCAGCGCCAGCACCUCAAGUCUAGCUUCUUCCCUUCUAUCACCCCAUCCCUUCCUGGGAACAGAACGAGCCUCUGGGUUUGAGUUCAGGAAAAACAGGCUCUAGAAGGGUAGGAGUCUUUAAGGAUUUCCUCCAGUCAAAGGGUUGCCCAGGGCACACCUUUCUUGUCUGCCUGGGUAGGAAAUGCUGGGCAGGGGACUGGCAGGAUUGAGCCCUGGCUCAGCGUCACUUCCUGGGGGUGCAGGAGGGGCGGUGAGGUCCCUGCCUUGGCCCUUCCCUGGGAGCCUGCUGGGUCCAUGGGAGUCUGGGGGGUGGCGCACUGCACCCGGCCGGGCUGGGGACCGAGGAGGCUCAGCCGAGAAGGUGAGUGAGGGCAGGGCACUAUUUUUGGCACUUCUCCAGGACUGCUUCAAGGAAGUGCCCAGGGCCAGUCCUUGCCCCUUUGGUUUUCAGGUCAAACUGCUAAACAUGUAGGUCAUGAGGAAAUUUACUUUCACCCAGGGUGUCCAUUCUGAAUCCCAUCCACCCCUACCCUUCUUCUUUUUUUUUAAUGGUUUUCGUUAAGCACUUACUAUUUGCCAGGUACUGUACUAAGUACUGGGAUAGA